Messenger RNA from Drosophila erecta, 643 nucleotides. RefSeq names its product MRN complex-interacting protein. NCBI's taxonomy places the organism in Eukaryota, Metazoa, Arthropoda, Insecta, Diptera, Drosophilidae. The record is from RefSeq and is a predicted model, not a curated record. Gene Ontology annotation, biological process: mitotic G2 DNA damage checkpoint signaling. Gene Ontology annotation, molecular function: chromatin binding. The transcript is spliced from 2 exons. Gene Ontology annotation, cellular component: nucleus. The coding region runs from base 61 to 561 and encodes 166 amino acids.
UCCAGAAUUUGUUGGCUUCCAUCCCUGGUCUGUUUAUUUGGUUUUUCACAAAUUUCAAAAAUGUCCCAGCAAAUUCGCGUGGUACAAUGCAUUCAAUGCAAAAUGUACCAGGUGGACUUCGUGAAAAAAGCAAAAACAUGGCAGUGUAAAAUUUGCCGGCAAAAGCAAAAUGUCCUUAAAGAAUUUUUUCGAGGAUCGGCAGCAGAAUGCCGGGUAAGGGUGCAGCAUCUCAACUUGGAGCGCGGAAUGCAGGAGGAUAGGCAGAACAGCUUAUUCAUCACGGCAAAACGGCAGCUCGAAGCGGAGGAAGACUGUCUGGAAAGCGAAGAAAACACUACACCUCAGAAAAAAACAAAUAAAUGGGCAAACUAUGUAGAUAAACCACUUGAAACCACUCAAAAGUCUGCAGCGGAACCUAGGAUAACCGAAGAACUUUCCGACGAAAUUUCGAUGGACUUUAAGAGAAGCAGAAGCACAGGACCACGGUCCUUCAAACGUUCUGCUGAAAACAUGUCGUCAGUUAAUAAGAAAAUUUGCACUAAAUGGAACGAUUUUUUGUAAUUAUUAAAAAAUAUUUACCUCAUGAAACGAAAUACAAAUUUGACACCGUUUAAAUGUCAUUAGAUGCUGACAUUCAUUCAAA